CGUACUGGGCGCCAGGUACCGGGCAUCAUUUGUCUCGCUGCGCCCUGGCCGCCGCCCUGUGAGCGGGGGCCAGCACUGUCCCUGGCAGGUGAGACUGGGGCUCUGAGAGGGUAGACACCUUGCCCGAGGCCGCCCCACGCUGGGAUUCGAACCAGGCCCUCUCUGACUAGAGCCCAGGCUCUGAGCGACUGCACCGUUCCCUCCUCCACGUGCCGGGAUGCAGGAAUGCACGGGGGAGCCCUGCACACUGCUCCUGAGCGCCCGCCGCGCGCCAGCUGCUGUGCAGGCAGUUGCCGUCCUGGCCCCUGGGACGUUGGGGAUUCAGUCUGUCGGAGACCUUAGACCAGGUCACACAGAUAAUCGUGUGGUUGCACAUUAAUCAGUCACAUAUAAGUAUUAGUGGAAUCAUGCAAUAACUAUAUAGACCAGGGUGCUGUGAAAGAGUUGCGGAGGUGGAUCAUUGGACCUUGAUGUGUGGACUAGGCUGCACCAGCCAGGAUAAGCAAUAGAAAACUCCACCCACUAGCUGACUUUGCCCAAAGACGAAAGGUGAUCAUGAACUCCAGAGAUAUACUAGCUUCAGGCAUGGCUGGAUCCAGGGUCUCCCUUUCUCUGGCCGUGCUUUCCACUGUGUCGGCCUCACUCCCAGGAGCAGCCUGCACUCCACAGGGAGGAGAGAAGAGGCGGGGGCCACAGCUCUGGGAGGGCACCGCCGUGCCAUCAACGGGAAGCAGAGCUCUGUCCUGGCCAGCCUAGCCCAGAACUGCUCUGCACUGGCCCGCCUCGGCCCACGGCCCUCCCCUGAGCCUGUCAUGUGGCCUGCUGGAUUUGGAAGCCAUGGGUCGGCAGGGUGUGGUGCAAGAGCCUGGGGAGGAGGGCGAACCUCCCGGACAGAGGAUAGGGAAAGGGGUGGCCUCCAGAGGACCACUGGGAAGAGGGCAGGCUGAGCGGGGAAGAGCCAGCUAAGGUCCCCUGCAGAGGGUGACUUUGAGACCUCAGGUGAGCAGGAGGAAGCCAGGUCAAAGGGCAGGGCAGGAGGAGCAGGACGUGCACAAAGCUCGGGUGUUGGAGGGAGCCACGAAGAGCGAUGCGGAGACGAGGGGGCCCUGCGAGUGGCUGAGGCCACAUGCAUCGGGGACAGGCUGGGGUUUUAGUCCAAGUCUGGAAACGGGGCGAGAGGUGUUGACGGGGCCUGAUGCACGUUCUGAAGGCUUGAACUGCAAGGGGACCAGACCACAGAUGCCCUCUUCCUGGGGGGGCCUCUCCUGCCCUGGCAGCCCCCCUCCACACACCCCCGAGUGCUCCCCACCCUCCCGACUCCCCCACACCUCCCCUCUCGGCUGCCUCUUCGUCCCCACACACCCCUCCGCUGCCCCUCACACCCCUCGUGUCACCGCUGGGCACCCCGCCUCCUCACCUCGGAACGGGUCCCAUGAUGGUGGUAAAAAUAACCAGCGGCAUGAGACCGGGGGCGGGGGGGACAGAGGGAGGCUGAGGCGCCUGCUCCCACACUGAGCAAGGGACCCUUGGUGUUGAGAGCAGGGAGGUGCCCUCUCUCGAUCCCUGAAGGUGGGUGCUGUGCUCCACCACUCCCCCUCCCCCAUGGGGGUACUGGGGGGCCCCCCGGGCCACAGAGAUGACUUACCUCGGUCAGGUACACGCCCAGCACCAGCAGUGAACCAGGCUACGUGGAGUCCUCAGAGAGGUGAGUAGCCCAGCUGGUACCGCCAGCACGCAGGGUGCCCCACCAGGCUGGAGCCCCCCACUUCUGUUCCACCUGCCCAACCCUGCCUUCUGUCCUCAGGUCCCGGCUGCCACCCAGGACCCCCCUCAGCACCCUCAGUGAUGCCUCUUCACCGUGUCUGGUUGGCCCAGUGUGGGUCCCUCCUGUGCAACCCAAGGGGGCUCGUCUGAGCCCCCGCCCCAUGUCUGAGCCCCCAUGGCGGGCGCUGCGGCAGUGAGCGGGAGGCGGCCACAGCGGGUGAGCAUGCAGGAGCACAUGGCCAUCGACGUGAACCCGGGACCCAUCCGGCCCAUCCGCCUCAUCUCGGACUACUUCCCGCACUUCUGCCCCUUUGCUGAGCCCGCCCUGCGCACCCCAGACCCGCCCCCUGCAGUGGCCCCUGCCCUCCGCGCUGCACCCCAGCUGCAGCCCAGCCCAGAGCCAGAGGGAGACUCGGACGACAGCACUGCCCUGGGCACCCUGGAGUUCACACUUCUCUUUGAUGCGGACAACAGCGCCCUGCACUGCACGGCUCACCGCGCCAAGGGCCUCAGGCCACCAGCCUCAGGGUCCGUGGACACCUAUGUCAAAGCCAAUCUGCUGCCAGGCGCCAGCAAGGCCAGCCAGCUGCGGACGCGCACAGUCCGGGGCACCAGGGGGCCUGUCUGGGAAGAGACGCUCACCUAUCACGGCUUCACCCGCCAGGACGCGGAGCGCAAGACCCUGCGGCUGUGUGUGUGUGAGGACCCGUGGCUGCGGCGCCGCCGGCGAGCCCCUCCCCUGGGGGAGCUGCGGGUGCCCCUGCGGAGGCUGCUGCCCAACCGAGCCAGGAGCUUCGACGUGUGUCUGGAGAAGCGCAGGCUGACCAAGAGGCCCAAGAGCCUGGACACGUGCCGUGGCAUGUCCCUGUAUGAGGAGGCGGCGGAGGCCGCGGCAGCGGCGGCCGGGGAGGAGCGCGGGCGCGUCCUGCUGUCGCUGUGCUACAGCUCCCAGAGGGGCGGCCUGCUGGUGGGGGUGCUGCGCUGCGCCCACCUCGCCCCCAUGGACGCCAAUGGCUACUCGGACCCCUUCGUCCGCCUUUUCCUGUAUCCUAACGUGGGAAAGAAAUCGAAGUAUAAGACCAGUGUGCGGAAGAAGACCCUGAACCCCGAGUUCAAUGAGGAGUUUCUCUACGAAGGCCCGAGGCAGGAGCUGGCCCAGAAGACACUGCUGGUGUCCGUGUGGGACUACGACCUGGGCACGGCCGACGACUUCAUUGGUGGGGUGCAGCUGAGCGGCCGGGCCAGCGGGGAGUGCCAGCGGCACUGGAGGGAGUGUCUGGGCCGCAGUGACCGCCGGCUGGAGCUGUGGCACCCGCUGGACGGGGCGCCCCUCCAGCUUAGCGACUAGCGGGGGCCCCUGGCCUGGUCCUGCUCACCGCCCCCACCCCCCAACUGACCGGAAGUCUCCUCGGAGUUGGGCGGACCUGGGGCAGCCUCACUCGCCACGCCCAGCACCGGUCACGUUGUUUCCCGUCCUCUCCCCGUUCACCUUCGUCCCCCCAGACACGGCAGCGCGAAUAAACCUCUCCUCCGCACCGGCCUCGGCGAUGCCUGUUCUUUCCCCGCCCGGCGCCUCACAGGGCGCACCGCG
Phyllostomus discolor (pale spear-nosed bat) is the source of this 3355-nucleotide messenger RNA. Its product is annotated as double C2-like domain-containing protein gamma. NCBI's taxonomy places the organism in Eukaryota, Metazoa, Chordata, Mammalia, Chiroptera, Phyllostomidae. Gene Ontology annotation, cellular component: membrane. The transcript has 10 exons. The coding region runs from base 1940 to 3112 and encodes 390 amino acids. The record is from RefSeq and is a predicted model, not a curated record.